UUGCAUGCGCUGUAGCCCUGUGGUAAUAGUAAUCUUAAAAAAGGAAAAAUAUUGUCAGCCACUGGGAAUAAGGUACAUCAAGACAGCAGCGUUGCGACAGAGACGGAGAAUUCGAACGACAUGAAUGCAGAAAAUAAUCAUACGGCAGAAACGGUGAGGGAGAAAACGAAGAACGGCAAGGAGACGAUCAUCAUUCAGACCACGCUAGGGGACGAAGGUUUUCUGUCUAUGCUGUCAGAUGAAGAUGUGCACAAAUGUGGACGCUGUCAGUCCGAAUUUUCCACGCUGGAAACUUUCAUUCAGCACAAGCUGCACGACAAGUGCAAACGUGUCGAGGUACAGGAGGCCAGCAGCCGGGAUGCCAACACGGAUGUUGCUGCAGCCAACAGAAGUUCUGCAGAGGAGAAAACAGCUAAAGAAGGAAGUAGUAGUCUGCUGGGCCGAGGGCGCAGGAAGAAAAUUGCCUCACAGAAACUCAGUGACCAGUCAGAUGUGGCUGAAGGAUUGGUAUCUGAUAAUGCUGACAGUGACAAGCCUGUUUACGAAAUGAACCAUGAGGGACGCUACAUUUGCCAGCUUUGUCAAAAGACAUUUAAAACGACCAAUAUCUUGAGAACUCACAUGACAACUCACACUGACCAGAAGAACUUCUCAUGCGACUUAUGUGGCAUCUGCUUUCGUACUAAAGGCUCCUUGAUUCGCCACAACCGUCGUCACACUGAUGAACGGCCGUAUCGUUGUAAUCUUUGUGGCCAGUCCUUCAGAGAGUCAGGUGCCCUCACCAGACACCUUAAAGCUCUCACACCCUGUACAGAAAAGAUCCGCUUUGUUCAGUACAAGGAGAUCCUGGUCAGCAAAGAUGGAGUACAAAAAGAACCUCCAUGGAGUCACAGACAGGUCUGUGUGCAUUGUCCAGGUGUCGAAGCUAAUCAUGCUGUAGUGGAUAGCCAACCAGAGGUAGUGGUUUUGGAGCAGCAGCCAGAGGAGCAGGAGAUGAUGGAGACUCAAACUGCUGUUGUCAGUGUGGUAGAGGCUGGUACUCAAGAGGUCCUCCAUCAGGUCCAUUUCACAAUGGAGGUGGAUGGAACAAUGCAGGAGCAACAGGUGAUGGUAGAACAGUCACAGGCAGAAGCCCUGGCUGCAACUGCGACAGUGGGCGACAACCUCAUCUGCCAGGCCAUCAUCAACUCUGGUAUUGCACUGGGGACGGAGGAAGCAGUGGUUGAGGAGACCUCUCAGGCAACCGAGGAGCUAAAUAAAGUGGUUUCUGACUGUCCUGAUGUCGACAAGAGUGUUGCAGAGAUCCAAACUAAGGAAGAGUUUGUGGAAAUGGAGAUAGAGGAAACAGAGGAUGGAGAUGAUCAGACACCCUCAAAACUGCACGCAUGUCCACACUGUAAUCGCUCCUUCAAGGGCCUGAACUACUUUCGCUUUCAUGUCAGGGGCCAUUUGGGUUAUAAGCCCUUCAAGUGCACACUUUGCCAAAAAGAGUUUCUGACUGGUUACAUGCUGAAGAAACACAUGGAAGUUCAUGUCAGUGAGAGGAGGUACAAGUGUGGUGAGUGUGGCAAGCUGUACAAAACCGUUGGGCAUGUACGUGAGCACAUGAGGGCCCACUCAGAUGAAAGACCCUACCACUGUGCCAGAUGCAACAAAGGAUACAAGACCAAGAAUGCCUUGCAGGUACAUCAGCGGACUCAUGUUGAUGAGAAACCCUAUGUGUGUCAGUUCUGCAUGAGAGGCUUCAGGGAAAAAGGUUCUCUGGUUCGACAUAUCCGCCAUCACACUGGGGAGAAGCCAUUUAAAUGCCCAAAAUGUGGCCGGGGCUUUGCUGAGCACGGGACCCUCAAUAGGCAUAGGCGUGCUAAAGGAGGCUGCCAAAAGGAAGAUUCCAGUGAGCAGCAGGCUGUGGUAACAGAGGAGCAGGAGUCGGUGGACAGCCUCGCUACAGCAGCCAUCAUCUCAGACGACCCUCAUGCUGUCCUGGUGGAGUUCUCGUCAGUGGUGGCAGACACACAGGAGUAUAUCAUCAAGACUCAGACAGAGGAGGUAGUGCAGGAAGAAGAGGUUACACUCAUUCAAGAUGGCCAAAAUGAGAUGGGAAACCACAUCAUGAAAGUAGUGCAACGACUUGUCAGCCAGUCACAUGGUGCUGGUGGCACGGGCAGCCACCAGAUCAUUGUGCGUAAUGUGGCGGUGAACGAGGAGGGCCCAUCAAUCUCCGACUGCGGGGACACUAUCACCAUUGCUACACCUGAGAGCCUCACGGAGCAGGUGGCCAUGACACUGGCCUCCGCCAUCAGUGAUGGCACGCUGCUGGCCACGGCGGGCACGGUGGAGACGGCAGAUGGAACAGUUACCAUGAUUACUGCCGAGGAAGCUGUGGAGGAGGGAAUACAGGUGGUGCAGCAGCAGGAGGAAUACGUCAUCACCUCCCCAGAUGAGGUGGAGGUUCAGACUGUUGUCGUAUGAUCUGAUGGGACACUAUCGACAGUAACACAUGGCUCAGCUGUGUCUGUGCUGCCCAUCGUUAUAGAAUUUGUGAACAUCGCGUGAGAUCGUCACAAAACAAAGGCCAAAGUGCUCAGAAGAAGAAAAAAAAUCUACAAAGACGUGUGUGAGAAAUGAAACGUGCAUGAGGACUAGUUCUGCCGGAUUGUUGUUGGAUCGGUUUACUGAAAUGAAUCACUGCAUUCAGUAUUGUAGCUAAAGGAACAGCUAGAUUCAUUUUGAAGGCCUGGACAGAUUCAGUUCCUUUUAAGUGGUACAAACCGACCACGCCUUUGCCCUCAUCUCUUUUCCCAUCUUUCCUUUACUACCUAAAAUGGCAUCAUUGUACUUCCGCUCACUGCUGUCCAGACCAGCUACACAAGUUUUUAAACCUUUUGCCUCCCUUUGGGGACUGACAGCUUCAGUCUGCGCAUGUGUGCCUCACUGUCUGAAGCUGUUCAGAGACACUAUUACUCUCCCAUUGCACAGUGUUUCAGUAAUGAGCGGGGUCAUUCAUAAUGCAUCUUUUACACAUGACCAAUACAGCAGUACAGAGAUGUAAAAAGCUGGUUUGUUUAAUCAAGCUGAGUUUGCAUCAAAUAAAAGCUAUUUUCUUAAGCAGCUGACUUCAGCUGAUGUUUGUUA
Messenger RNA from Monopterus albus (swamp eel), 3135 nucleotides. RefSeq names its product E4F transcription factor 1 (gene e4f1). The record is from RefSeq and is a predicted model, not a curated record. NCBI's taxonomy places the organism in Eukaryota, Metazoa, Chordata, Actinopteri, Synbranchiformes, Synbranchidae. Gene Ontology annotation, cellular component: nucleus. The transcript has 15 exons. Gene Ontology annotation, molecular function: histone H3K36 methyltransferase activity; recombination hotspot binding; DNA-binding transcription factor activity, RNA polymerase II-specific. The coding region runs from base 121 to 2472 and encodes 783 amino acids. Gene Ontology annotation, biological process: regulation of transcription by RNA polymerase II; positive regulation of reciprocal meiotic recombination.